Rhagoletis pomonella (apple maggot) is the source of this 2949-nucleotide messenger RNA. RefSeq lists its product as uncharacterized. The record is from RefSeq and is a predicted model, not a curated record. The coding region runs from base 1 to 2751 and encodes 916 amino acids. The transcript has 5 exons. Lineage: Eukaryota; Metazoa; Arthropoda; Insecta; Diptera; Tephritidae.
AUGAAAGUUAAACUCGAUGCCGCGAAAGCCAAAAUUCCCCCCAUACUCACUUCAGCAAUGACCAGUCAAGAGGAUGUCAACGAUGUGUCCGCCGACGAUAGAGCUUUAGCAUUGAAGUUAGAGCGGCGCGCCGAAGAAAAAACAACAGAAACGCGACACUUCCAUGUGGUGGCAGAAGAUACCGAGGACGGAACGGAUGAACUUGUAGAGGAGAUUGCAGCUGAAGCUGAGAACAUGCAAGAAGGGGAUUUUGAUGAAAAUUCGUCGAGUCACAAUUCAUUUGAUAUUUUACCAGCAUUAUCAGCAUUGACAUCGACUACACCGACAACAACAAAUGCUACACGGAAUAAUCUUAUCGUAAUUUCAAUGAAUUAUUUAACUGUUUGUUUCUUGAUAUUCGCGUUCAUGCAAAUGAACAUUUUGGGAAAUGCUAAAUGCAGGAAGAAGGGACAAAUAAGUAAGCAAGCAGCGGAUAAAUCAAAGGAAACACAAGGAAUAAAAAAGAACAACAUAACAAGUCAGGACAGUCCGACGAACGAAGUCACAAAACCCAAAGAAGCUAGCGAUACUCAGGAAAAUGUCCCCUACGACCUGCCUAGUGCAGACGAUGCAAUAAAAGAGGACGAUAAGACGAAGCAAACAAAUGCCACACAAACCGGUCGCUUUAACCUGCCCACUGACUUUAGUUAUCCCAAAGAGUUUGGCUUACCAACUGACUCGAACUCACCCGGCCAGCCGGAUCAGUCCCGCGAAGAGGCCGAGUUGGGUUACCAUGGUAACUUGUAUGAUGUGUUCAAGAAACGGUUAGACCAAGUUUUUCGAGAGCUCUACUACAACGUAAAUAGUCCGGGGGUUACAGCACCGCCACCACAAAUCGAAUACGAAACUGAUAAACCUAAGAAACGUUCAGCUGUUAGCAAUUGCCUCUAUGAGGAGUUCAAGCGUCGUUUAGAUAAAUUCAACAACGAAUUUAUGGAGCCGGCUAAAGCCAUUAAGCGCACCAGCAGCGAGAGCACGGGGGUUAGUGGGUCCGGAAAACGCUCAACUGUACAAGAGAACUUAUACGAGGAGUAUAAGAGACGUCUCGAUAAGCUUGGCAAUGAGCUUUGGUUUGAUGGCGAAAAAGUGUUUGACCGCAGUGGGCGUGAGGCUCCUGGUAAGCUGCCAUUUAUAAACACGAAGCCUGAAUACAAACCAAAGCGCAGUGAAACGGACAAGGCUGCACAGCAAGAUUUCUAUGAAGAGUACAAGAAAAAACUAGAUCAAUUGACGCGAGAACUAUACCAGAAGAGCAACGAACGCAUUUGUCGCACAUACACCCAACUGACCGCGGAGGAUCUUACCUCGCCCACAUUGCAGCGCUUAGUCGAAGCAGUGCAACUAGAUGAAGCGAAAAGUAUGAAGGGAGACACGCGUGACGCACCGGGCAGUUUUGAAGGAUCAAAUAUUCUACUUAAAAUCGACAAAGCUAUUGACAAUUUGGACAAGCAAGAGGACAAGCGCAGUUUGGGUGCUGACGAUUUAGGUACCACCAUUUUCGGUGCCGAUUCCUUAAAUUUUAUGACAGGCGCGUCAAAUGGAGUUGGUGCAACAGCUGCCGCCUCCUAUCCGGCGGUGCUCACUAAAACGGUGGACGCAAAUUUGGGACUGUUGGGUACAGCGCCGAAGAAUAUGCUUGCAACGGUUGCCUCAAAAAUGAAUAUGACUACGCUGGAUUUGGCCAAGAAGCUGGCGGCCAUGUCUAAUCCGUUAGAUUAUGUAGCCAAAAGUGAUCCGCAGCUGGGCGAAGAAGUACAAAAAUUGAUCGAUUUCAGCAUCAGCAAUAAGCUCAACCAAAAUCCAACUGCGAAAAAAUCACCAGUACAUGAAGUAUCAGUAGUCGCGGGCUUACCUUUACUUGGACCGGACUCAUCAGGAGUGCCUACACCGCUUAUGAUGCAAGAUGCCUUAUUCGGUGCCAUUCCCGCACUAGCACCUGCGUCCGUACCUGCGCCUGCUCCCGCACCCGCACCAGCGCCCACAUCUUCAGUUUCGCCUGCAUCGACUGCUGCCUCAGCACAGCCACAAGAUCCAUCUCAGCCUAAGCCAGCAACAAAAUCUCCGCCAGUGGCUGUAAGCGGUGCAGCCCAGUCGAGUGAAGCUGAGGCCAUGCGUAUAGCGGGUGUACUAGACAAGGUGCUGGGUAAGCUGGAGCACAUGCAACAAUGCAGAACGGGUGUUAGUGCUGAACCAGCAGACGAUAACUGUGAACCAGAUGGUAUAACCUGCGAUGUUGUGGGCUCCUGGAACUCCUACGCGAUGGGCUUACGUUUCGAUAUUGCGCUAAGCAAGGCAGCAGACAGGCGACUGGGCAUGGCUGAGAAGAACAACCAACUGCUAACGAUUGAUGUUGGCGAACGUGUACCGCCGAAGGCACAUCACAUUCUUGAUACCAGUUGGAAAUUUAUGGGCAGCGCACUGAAUCAGCAAGGUGGUCCGUUCUAUUUUUAUACGCAAAAUCGCGAGCUUAACACUGUGGCGACUUUUAUAGGCUAUUGUCGUGUCUGCGAUGGCAUCGAUACAAUUUUCGGUUCAUGGACAAUUAUGGAACCAUCCAAGGAUUGCCAAGAUGUUACGACAUCACUGGAGAAUAGGCGCGACAUUUUUCGACGUUACAAUAUGGAAAGUAAACGGAAUAAGCAUUUCAAGGAUAUGCUAUUUGAAAAGAGCAAAUACUCCAAACCAGAGUGCAAGGACAAUAAAAAUGGAUAAAUUGUUAUGCUAAUUAUUUGUGCUUAUGGUUCUAGCAAUUUAAUUUAUUUUCUGAUACUUUAUUUUAAGCGUGUGAUUAAAAUUUUGUACAUAAGUAUACACACAUACAUAUGUCUUUACAUACCACCAUAUUUUGUUUUGCCGCAUUCUUCAUAUUAACCGGAGACUAGGAGCGCCAUACAUACUGUCGAAGGUAAC